This is a messenger RNA of Panicum hallii, 1026 nucleotides long. RefSeq lists its product as uncharacterized. Lineage: Eukaryota; Viridiplantae; Streptophyta; Magnoliopsida; Poales; Poaceae. The record is from RefSeq and is a predicted model, not a curated record. The transcript has 4 exons. Bases 78 to 656 code for a protein of 192 amino acids.
AAAUCUCGUCCCGUGCCGUCUCCGCCUUCAAUCAGAGCGGAGCAUUCCACGCUCCUCUCAGCGGAGCGGCAGAGGCGAUGGGGCGGCCGAGGCCCAGGAGAGGGGGGCGGCGGAUCGACGCCGCCAUUGACCACCUCGCCCAGUACGGCUUCCCAAGGCCCCAAAUCCGCAAGAUCAUCAACAACCUCCUACAGCUGUACGGGAGGGAUGGCUGGGUGUUCCUGGAGGAGGGAUCAUACCGGGUUGUGCUUGACAAGCUCCUGGAAGAACAGGGGCAGCUGGAUAAACAAGAAGAAGCAGCGGAGGACAAGGCAACACCAGAAAAUGAUAUCGAAGUGUCACGAGCAGUGCAUAGUGAGGCACCAACUGAAUCUCAGUCAGCCCUUGAACAGCAAGCUUCUCCCAAUAGUUUGCCUCCCCAGGAACAUGUACUGCCACUACCUCCAGCUACAAGAGCUGCUCCUGCAACGCUUCCCUGCUAUGGAUGGAUCAGCGAAGAGUCCGAGACAGAGAGUGAACCAGAGGAUGGAGAAAUGCUUUCAGAUGUACCAAGGCCGGCAAGUAUCCCACAAAAGGAUGUACCAAAUCCUGCAGAAACCUUGCCUUCUAAGAGGAAGUGGCCAACUAGAUGGGAUAUGCGCCCUAACUGGGGCUGAGAUCAAAGUUGCAAGAUGGUGACCUUCAAGGAUGGAGAACUCUUAGCGCAGGGAGCAAGAUGUCAAUCCAUGAAUUGACUUUCACCUGUAUCUUGUACAUGUAGAACUUAUCUAGCAGGGAGCAGCAGACAGUAUGGGACAAUGUAGCUGCUGUGUGGUUGCAGAUUGACAGCAGAAUGCAGAUUGCUUGUCUGACAGUGCCUGUGCAGUUCAGACCUAUGUUGAAACUUUGAUCCCUCCUUAUUAUGCUGUGUCAUAUAUGACUAGCUUUUUAGCUAAAGCAUAUAUGCCUAACUUGGUGGCAUUUGCUUUAGGAUCUGAUCAUGGAUUCUCUUAAUCAAAUUAAUUAAUUUAGCCAUUGGAAGAUCGA